Molecule: messenger RNA, 1572 nt
Organism: Miscanthus lutarioriparius
Lineage: Eukaryota; Viridiplantae; Streptophyta; Magnoliopsida; Poales; Poaceae
Source: the annotation of a GenBank genome assembly
AUGGCCGCAGCGAGACUCCGUUGCGCGGCCGCCAUCUCCACCGCCACAGCUGUCCCCGCCGCCGCGGCGCUUCCGCUCCCGCUCCCGCGUCGCCUUCACCCGGCGUUCCCCUUCCUCCGCGUCCCCGCCGCCGUUUGCCUCCGGUUCUCGUCGUGCCGGAUCCCGGCGCUGAGGAGAGCGGCCGCGGCCAUGUCGUCGUUAGCGGCGGCGGCGCAGAGGACGGAGCACGAGGCCGGCGCGUGGUACGCGGUGCCGGGACUCAGCCUCCGCGACCACCGGUUCGCCGUCCCGCUCGAUCACUCCAGUCCCGACAGCGGGGACACCACCGUCUUCGCGCGCGAGGUCGUCGCCGCUGGGAAAGAAGAUGUAUCUCUGCCUUAUUUGUUGUACCUACAAGGAGGGCCUGGAUUUGAGAGCCCCCGUCCCACGGAAGCAGGUGGGUGGUUAAAGAAAGCUUGUGAAGACCACCGUGUUGUGCUGCUAGAUCAGCGGGGAACAGGAUUGUCCACACCAUUGACUCCAUCAUCUCUUUCGCAAAUUAAAUCUUCUGCAAAGCAGGUGGAGUACCUGAAGCAUUUCAGGGCGGAUAAUAUAGUUAAGGAUGCAGAAUUUAUUCGUGUACGUCUUGUACCUGAUGCCAAGCCUUGGACAGUCCUAGGACAGAGUUAUGGUGGAUUUUGUGCUGUUACAUAUUUGAGUUUUGCUCCAGAAGGCCUGAAAUCUGUUCUUUUGACUGGAGGGCUUCCACCACUGGGAGAGCCUUGCACUGCAGAUACUGUGUACAGAGCCUGCUUUAAACAGGUUCAACAGCAAAACGAGAAGUACUAUAAGAGGUAUCCCCAAGAUAUACAAGUCGUUCAUGAGGUUGUAAGAUACUUAAGUGAAUCUGAAGGGGGAGGGGUUCUUCUUCCAUCUGGUGGCCGGUUAACCCCUAAGAUGCUGCAGUGUCUUGGAUUGUCAGGUCUGGGUUCUGGUGGAGGAUUUGAAAGGCUGCAUUAUCUGCUUGAGAGGGUGUGGGAUCCUGUACUUGUCGCUGGAGCUAAAAAGAGCAUUAGCUAUUACUUCUUAAAAGAGUUUGAAAUGUGGUUAGGUUUUGAUCAAAAUCCUCUAUAUGCCCUCCUGCAUGAGUCUAUCUACUGUGAGGGCUCUUCAUCAAAAUGGUCUGCUGAAAAGAUUCAUGGUGAAUAUGGAAGUUUGUUUGAUCCUAUUAAAGCUACAGAAGAAGGCCGUGCUGUGUAUUUUACUGGAGAGAUGGUGUUUCCUUGCUUGUUUGAUGAGAUCCCUGCUCUACGAGACCUAAAGGAUGCUGCCCAUUUGUUGGCUGAGAAGGAAGACUGGCCUCCACUAUAUGAUGUCAGCGUGUUGAACAACAAUAAGGUUCCGGUCGCAGCUGUGGUAUACUACGAGGACAUGUACGUUAACUUCAACAUCGCCAAGGAGACCGCCUCCCAGAUAGCGGGGAUCCGGCUCUGGGUGACCAACGAGUACAUGCACUCAGGCAUCCGCGACGGCGGCUCGCAUGUCUUCGAGCAUCUCAUGGCUCUUCUGAACGGCAAGAAGCCUUUGUUUUAG